This is a messenger RNA of Conger conger (European conger), 1586 nucleotides long. It is a transcript of the gene itpa, whose product is annotated as inosine triphosphatase (nucleoside triphosphate pyrophosphatase). Gene Ontology annotation, cellular component: cytoplasm. Gene Ontology annotation, molecular function: nucleoside triphosphate diphosphatase activity. Gene Ontology annotation, biological process: nucleoside triphosphate catabolic process. NCBI's taxonomy places the organism in Eukaryota, Metazoa, Chordata, Actinopteri, Anguilliformes, Congridae. The record is from RefSeq and is a predicted model, not a curated record. The transcript has 8 exons. The coding region runs from base 592 to 1203 and encodes 203 amino acids.
ACUCGAAAGCCUUGUCCCCACGACGCCUGAAAAAGCGCUCCCAGUACUCAGCCGAGCUAAACUCUUCAGCAGUGCGUGGCAGCAGGUCCAUCUUCAGCUUCGCCGAUUCAAUAUCCAGCAGAUAAUAUUGCCCGUCUUCGUCUUUGAUUAUAAAAAUACAUCAACCACAAAAAUAUAAAGGACGCAUUUUCAUUCGUUCAAUGACUGUAUUGUCGAUAAGCAAUAGUUUUACUUCCCAAACUAGCUAGCAAUUGACUGAUUGCUACUUGUCCAAAUAGUUGGCAGAUUUCAAUUUCAAUCAUAUACGACGGAAUUCGUUGCAUGCGAUGAACGAUUUUAUAAUCAUGCUACUGUAUGGUUAAAUGGUAUUAUAAAUAAGAUAGCGGCGAGGCGCUGAAUGCAGAGAAAACACGCAAGUUUUAAAGUUCUUCUUCCACAUGUCUAAUUUUGACGAUUCCACUCGGACAAUAUUUGCAGCAGCACAGAAACGCCUGUGUUUUAAUUGGAUACUGUAGAUUUUUGGUGAACGCUAUUGGUGGUGGUAAUGUAGCUGAACCGGAAGAUACAGAGCCGGGCGCCGAAGGGAAAAGCAUGGCGUUGUCUGCUGGGAGAACCGUGGUGUUCGUGACUGGAAAUGCGAAGAAAUUGGAGGAGGUCAUUCAGAUACUGGGAGACAAGUUUCCUUACAAGCUGGUGUCUAAAAAGAUUGAUUUACCAGAAUACCAAGGAGAGCCGGACGACAUCUCUGUACAGAAAUGCCGUGAAGCAGCGAAACAGGUGGAUGGGCCAGUUAUUGUGGAGGACACCUGUCUUUGUUUCAGGGCUCUCGGUGGGCUGCCAGGGCCUUACAUAAAAUGGUUCCUAGAUAAGCUUAAGCCAGAAGGACUGUACAAAUUGCUAGCAGGGUUUGAAGACAAGUCAGCAUGGGCCUUGUGUACCUUUGCUUUCUGUGCUGGGAAGGAGGAGCCAGUGCAGCUAUUUAGAGGGAAAACUGAGGGACACAUUGUAGAGCCCAGGGGACCGCGAGACUUUGGGUGGGACCCCUGCUUCCAGCCAGAGGGCUAUGACAAAACCUAUGCUGAGCUUCCCAAGGAGGUGAAGAACACCAUCUCCCACCGCUAUCGAGCUCUCGCAGCCAUGUCAGAACACUUCUCCCAGCCAAACAAUGGACCAGAGAGCAAGAAGAAAAAACCUGGAGACUAAUCACUGCUCUUGGCCUCCGCAAGUAGAGGCACCCAGACAGACUCGCAGAGGCACACAGGGCUUUCAGUCGGUCACGUGUGUGUCUUUUUCCAGCAGCUGGAUUAGAAGUGUCAAAUUGCUACAAUUAGGUCUUGUAUUAAUGGCUCCUUUUCCUUGAGUGUAACAGUGAGUAUUGGUAACUUAUCAUGUUAUCUGCUUCUGUGUCUGAUUAUAAAAGGAAUGAUGUGUCUAUUCUCUUCCUGUUCCUUUCUCUUGUGGAUUUUAUAUCCCCAGAAGAUAUUGUGAUCUAGGCAUGAGCAUAACUCUCUGAAAUUGGUUAGAUGUAUUAAUCAUCAUGACAUGUAAGCUCAACUGUUCUAAAAACUAAAACUCCCUACAUCCUU